Mesorhabditis belari is the source of this 1068-nucleotide messenger RNA. The record is from the annotation of a GenBank genome assembly. NCBI's taxonomy places the organism in Eukaryota, Metazoa, Nematoda, Chromadorea, Rhabditida, Rhabditidae.
AUGUCAAGUGACUACGAUCGACAACUUUUGACUUAUUUGACCGGCGGGAUGGCGAGUUUGGCGUUGGCGCUUGGGAAAAAGCUUGGAUUGAUUGAGGCUCUUUGCGAGGUCUCUUCACCUUCACAUCAUGUGACUCCCGAUGAAGUGGCUGAGAAAGCGAAAUGCAAGCCACGUUACGUUCGUGAGUGGUUGGCUUGUUUGGCGUGCGCGAAUCUCUUCCAAGUCGAUGACGAGGAGAGAUUCUGGGUGACAGAGGAGCAGAAAAAGAGUCUGCUCAAUUGUCCAUGGAUUGCUAAUAUGGGUUUCAUUCCGCUUUUCGCUGACGUUCGCGACAAAUUAGAGGACGCUUUUCGGGCGGAAAAUCCGAGAUUGGGAUUGGAUUACUCGGAUUAUUCGAAGUUUUAUGAAUUGAUGGCGGGUAUUUCAGAGGCUCGUCACCGUGAGUUUCUCAUUCCGAAUGUUGUACCUGAUUUGGGACACGGGAUUGGGGAUCGUCUCGUAGCUGGUGGAAUGAAAUGUUUGGAUAUCGGUUGUGGAAAUGGGUUGCACGUUCAGAUUUUUGCGCACGCAUAUCCGAAAAGCGAAUUCAUUGGAUUGGAUCUCGUGGAAGAGGCGAUCAAAUCAGCAAACGAGCACAAAGAGGAAGAGGGGACGAAGAAUUCGAGCUAUGUGUGUUGUGAUGCGACGAAAUUGCCGGAUGAAUGGUCGAACACAUUCGACUUUGUAACGAUUUUCGAUGCUUGUCACGAUCAAACGAGACCAGAUUUGUCGAUUCGCGAGAUUCACCGCGUUCUCAAGCCAGGCGGCUACUUUGCAAUGGUCGAGAUCAAGGGAUCGAGCAGUGUGGCUGAGGAUAAACGCGAUGACGGUCUCCGUUGUGCAAUGUUCUAUGCGUGCUCGGUUUUCCACUGUUUGCCUGUUGGAAGCAAUAAGGAAGGAGCUCUUUGCUUGGGCACAAUGUGGGGGAAAGAGAAGCAAAUGGCUUUGUUGAAAAGUGCCGGUUUCGCCAAUCCAGUCGCUAUCAAUCCUCCAUAUUAUUCAGUGAAUACGAUCUACGUUUGCGAGAAA